GUUUAGGCAUUAAUUAAUCUUCUUGUUUUUUUAGUAAGUUUUAUAAUAAGGUCCAUAUUGCUACGAUAAUUGGGCUUGUUCUUCAUAGUUAAGAAAAACUGAAAAACAAUGAUUUAUAUUUGCUUUAUUACCCCUCCCAAGUCCCAACUAAAAAACUUUACUAUGUAAAUAUAUAUUUGUAUAUAUUUAUAUGGUAACUAAUUUCUAUAAGUGUGUAAGAUUUAGAUACAGUAAAUAAAUUUAAAAGAUACAGUAAAUAUCUCGUCUUAUUUACAGUCUUGUAUCGUUUUGUUUGUUUUGGAAAAUAGAUUGAUUAGAUUUUGAUUGAUAGAUUUCGUUAAUUCGUCUAAUUUAAGAUUUGACAUCUUAAAUUUUAAGAACAAAAAACAAACGACGAUUUAAUUGCCAGUGGUGGAUGAAACUCGUCAAAAUGCUUAUUGAGUUCCUUUUAUUAUGAAGUACUGAUGUAUCAAUAUACUAUCCACUUGUUAAAAUAGCGUACAUUAAUGCAUUUGGAUUUUCAUAUUCCCUAUUGGAAAAGAAAAAACGUGUUUUCCCAUACUUAAUACCAUAAGUAAAUCAUAAUACUAGAUGGCUUUAAAUUACCACUUUUUAAGGGAUAUAUAUAAUAAUAGAUCUUUUUCACUACGGUUGUUAUCAUAUUAACAUCUCACUGUUAGAUCAUUCUUAAAGGCUCGCUUCAUCUUCCUACCGAGGAAAGGUAAUGAUGUUUGCCAAGAAAACAGAACAGAAGUUCGGAUGCUAUUGUAAUGUUUUUGCUGUUUGGUCUCGUUCUUCAAGAUGGCAAAAAGCUUCAAAGUGCAAACUCCAUAUCCAGAAUCUGCUAUGUUCUGUCAAGGUGCAACGAACACGAACAGAGUGUAUGGUUAGACAGUCCCGGUCCGAUAUUGCUCAACUCGCUCCUUACGGCCGAUUUCGUGAAGCACUUCCUAAGGCGAAGCAGUUCUAUGAAGAUGAGAGAAGGCUAUUAGCUUACGAUCAGGUCAAGUACUUCUGCACAUCUAUAUUGCAGAGUUUUUCUCCUCUACUUAAUCAAAACGAUGUUCAUCUCUUACCGGAUGAAACAAAAGAAGCAAUGGCCGGACUGAUAUUUGCCGCAUCAAGAAUUGGGGAGCUUAAGGAGCUACAAAUCAUAAGGAGCUUGUUCGUUCAAAGAUUUGGGCAGAAGUUUGACAAAGAUUGCGUAGAUUUGCGUCCAGGGAACCUAGUGAGCUCGGAGAUAGUUAAGAUUCUAGACACGACUCUGCCGCAAGAUGCAAUUACUCCAGAGAUCAUAAUGGCAAUUUCACAAAAGUACCAAACCGACUUCAUUACUUUCGUGGGUUCAGCUUCACUUAAUAAUCUUGGCAAUGCUGAUUCUGAUACGCUUGCAAGGAGAGAGAAAGCCACGAAGGAGAAUCCAAAGUGUCUGCAUACAGAUCGUGGAGAGUCUCAAGAAAGAGAUCGGUCAAAGUUCAUGAGAUAAAAGUUUGAUUGUGAUUGUGGUUUUGCUUUGAUGUUUCCACUAAAACUCAUGUAUUGUUGAUAGUAAAACUACUAAAAGAACAAAAAUAAUCUUUUUAUUUUUAAUUAGUUUUAGAAUUUAGUAUGUUUUGUCUUGCUUAACUUAUCUGGUGAUAUCAUACAUUGUUUAUAUUUAGAUUCAUCUUUUGUUCUUAUAGCGAGUGAAACUAUUGAACUGAAAGAUUUCUUUGAGUCCCGAUACAAUUUGCGGCUAUUGUUGAUUAAUUCCAACAAUAAGAAACCAUGUAAGUUUCUAAAAGAAAAAUAAUAUUAGUAAUAUAAUUAUUAAACUAUUUUUGAUUUUUUCUAAGCCAACAGAAUCACUAAUUUUUCCGUACAUGGUGACACGUGUCUUCUAGUUUUGUAAAACCUCUAGGACUAAAAUUAUUGGUCUUUUUUCUAUUUAUUUCAUUAUUUUUUUUCUUAAAUAUUUAGAUCAUCUUCAAAUCUUCAAUGGGAUUCUAUUUUUUCUUUUAUAAUUUACACAAAAAUAGAAUAACUCUAUUAUAGUGUAACUUUUGUUCUAAUGGUGUUACUCUAUAAUAAAGUAAAAUAUAGAGAAAUAUCACUUUUUCACUCCAAAUAUAGAGUAAAAUAUGACAUUUCUCUAUAUUACACUCUAUAAUAGAGUAACUCUAUUAUAGAGUAACACCAUUGGAGCAAAAUUUACACUAUAAUAGAGUUACUCUAUUUUUUGUGUAAAUUAUAGAGGAAAAAAUAGAGUUUCAUUGGAGAUGCUCUUAGAACCCCUCUUAAUACUCAUUGUUGAACCUCCUCUAAAAAGAUUGAUGAUCCGGUGUGUAUAUACUGAAACAUAUCUACUAUAUAUUAAUCAUGAAUCAUUACAACAUGUUUUCAUAGACAUGUGUCAUCAUUAGAAUGAUUCUUAAAAUCCGUAAAACAAUAAAUUAGUCCAUAUACAUAUAUAUUCUACUUUUUAUUAAACAACUAUCGUAUUGUUUAGUAGUAUACAAAAAAAUUAUUUAUAAUUAUUUUCUUAAAUAAAAACUACAAAAUUACAUAAUAUGAUUAACAUAUGACAAUUAAUGAUUAUGAAUAAUAUGUAUUUGAUAACAGUUUUUGUAUCCUCUAUUUUUUUUGUUUAAUUUUAUAUUAUUAAAAGAAAUUAAAAAUUAUAUUAAGCAUAUAAUAAUAAAUUAGAUUUUUCUUAUAUGUUAUAUUUUGAUUUUUUAAACGACUAUAAAUUACAAAAUGGUAAAAGUUUCACAUUGAAAAUUUUGUGAUCAAUGCUUUAACAUUUUUUAUUGUUCAAGCAAGAUACAAAUGAUCAUAAGUCGUAUGAAUAUGAAGUCUC
Molecule: messenger RNA, 2839 nt
Organism: Brassica rapa (field mustard)
Lineage: Eukaryota; Viridiplantae; Streptophyta; Magnoliopsida; Brassicales; Brassicaceae
Biological process (GO): protein transport
Source: RefSeq, a predicted model, not a curated record